AUGUUCAAGCAGUACUCCCACAUUCUGUCCCACAAGAGGCGACGCAGCAGGGGAAGCACCAUCAGCCAAGUCCUGUCCGCCGCGCAGUCCGAACCUGCGUCGGAAACCCCUACGGCCAACGAGCCCGUCGAGGUCUGGGGGUAUUCGCAGGUGCUUCCUGAGGAUGAGGAGUACCUGAAGGACUGCUUCACUACCCUGACCCCUCGCAUUCACAAAUACGACCAUGUCGCUCAGCGCGGGAGCGACCGCUUUGUGCAAGACCUGACGGCCGCCCUCAACACCGACGAGCCCCAGACCAGCUACCUCUCCUCCCCUGUCGGCAACUACGCCAGCUUCCUCUAUCCCGAAUGUCUGCCCGAGCGUCUCGAGACCGUGGCCUACCUGACCGAACUCGGCAGCCUGCAUGAUGGCAAAGAGACGGCGCAGAAGCCCGACGAGCCGGUCGAAUCCCCUCGAGUCGAAGCCCGGAAGAAACUCCUCGAGAAGGCCAUGUCCGAGUUGUCGGAGAAGGACAAGGACGGCCACGAGAUCAUCGACUGCUACCGCAGCAACUGGCUGGUCACCCCGGAGGUUCCCACGGCCGAGAACUGCGCCAACCUCGACGACUAUGUCGCCCGGAGACGCCUCAAUGCGGGCAUUGACGUCUACUGGACCCUCAUGGGCUUCGCGCACGGCACUCGCCUCGGCAAGGAGGACCAGGCGGUCGUACGCGACGCGCUGGAUGCCGCCGAGCGCACCAUGUUCUUCACCAACGACUACUACAGCUGGCCCAAGGAGAAGCGCGUCUCCAAGAAGCGCCCCGUCGCCAACGUCAUCCUCUUCCUCAUGGAGCACCAGAACAUGUCCGAGGAUGACGCCAAGGCCAAGGCCAAGCAGCUGAUCAUCGACAACGAGCACGAGUUCGUCCGCCGUCGCGACGCCCUCUACCAGGCCAACCCCGACCUGGCCCCGCAGCUCCGCAAGUGGAUGGAAGUCCUGGGUUCCUCCCUGGCGGGCAUCCACUACUGGUGCAAGAACGCCCCUCGCUAUGCCAUCCCCGACACCGCCGAGGAGAGCGAAGAGGAGUCGUCCGAGGAAGACGGCUCCGACGAGGAAGAGUCCUCCGAGGCCGAUGAUACCGACGAUGAAGAUGACGAGGAUGACGACGAGGAAGAGGAGGAAGAAGAAGAGGCCGAAGAAGUCCAGCAGCCCGAGAGCGAAGAAGCCGUCGAAGUGGCCGUCUGGACGCCGCUGGCGCCGGAAGAAGAAACCCCGGAAGUGCAGCUGGAUACAUCCGCCCUGCUGGCUCCCACCAGCUACGCCCGCACCAUUGCCGUCAGCACCCUGCAGACGGAUCUCCUCACGGCCCUCAACGCCUGGCUGCAGGUCCCCAACCGCCCCCUCUCGUUCAUCAAGCAGGUCAUCACCGAGCUGCAGGACUCCACCCUGAUGCUGGCCGACGUCCAGGACCAGGCCGUCCUGCGCGAUGCACGCACCCCGGCCCACCUGGUGUACGGUCCGGCGCAAUGCAUGAACAGCGCCGCCUACAUGUUUGUGCGGGCCGCCCGCAUCCUCACCAGCCUCAACUGCCCCGGCAUGUUGGACGGUCUCCUGCAGGAACUGGAAGCCCACUUUGUCGGCCAGUCCUGGGAACUGAACUGGCGGUUCUCGACCCAUUGCCCGGGGGAGAGCGAGUACCUGGCCAUGGUCGACCAGAAGGCCGGGUCCAGCUUCCGCCUGCUGACGCGUCUCAUGCAGGCCGCCAGCAUGGGCGGGUCCAGCCUCGACUUUGAGCCCUUCGCCAAGGUGCUCGGUCGCCUCUCGCAGAUCCGUCACGAAUACCUGGGUCUGCUGGAUUCCAGUGCCCGCUCCUUUGGCGAGGACCUCGACCAGGGCAAGGUCACGUACCCGAUUGUGCGGGCCUGCAACAUGGACCCGGCCGGACGGGCCAUCAUCUUUGGCAUUUUCCGUCAGAAGCAGGCCGGCGCAGUGCUGCCGAUCGAGAGCAAGCGCCAGAUCGUGGCGCUGGUGCAGGCGACGGGCGCCCUCCAGGCGACGUAUGAUCUGAUCCGGCAGCUGGGCCGCGAAGCGCUGAAUGCGUUGAGCGAGCUGGAGACGGCGGCCGAGGAGGUCAACCCGGCCUUGCGGGCCGUGGUCAAGGCGCUGGGUGAAGUGCCAGCGCCGGAGCAGUUGUAA
Aspergillus ibericus CBS 121593 is the source of this 2175-nucleotide messenger RNA. Its product is annotated as geranylgeranyl pyrophosphate synthase. The transcript is spliced from 3 exons. The coding region runs from base 1 to 2175 and encodes 724 amino acids. Lineage: Eukaryota; Fungi; Ascomycota; Eurotiomycetes; Eurotiales; Aspergillaceae. Gene Ontology annotation, biological process: isoprenoid biosynthetic process. Gene Ontology annotation, molecular function: prenyltransferase activity. The record is from RefSeq and is a predicted model, not a curated record.